UGUCAAAUAUUUCACUGCAGCUGUCAAAUUUUUGUUGUUUUGUGGCCAAUUGUACCUUUAAACUUCAACAGCGAGGUCACCAAACUAGACCAUUUCAGAACAAAGGGCCAGGAGGGGAAGAUAACAUUCCGGUUAUACCUUGUUCCGUGGCGCUGAUGACAUCUGUCAAAGAUAUAUGUCAAAAAAAUAUGGGAAAAAGUGUCCAACCAGUGAAAACGACGGCGUACGCGAUUAAUAAACAGAACCCGAUUGCGAACAACGGCCGGGAAUCGCGCGCCGCCCGCGCGUGCACUCACAUUUACCGUUCGAAAACUUUGACGUUGACAAUGAAACUGUAAACUGUAUGAUGGCACCAGUGAGAUGUUAGAGGUCCUGCAGAUGUUCUUGUUCCUGUUCAAGUCCAAGUACAGGCGAAAAUGCCACAGAUGGGACAUCGCCUUUAUCGUGGUCCUUGUGUUGUGCGUUUGUUGCUCACUGGUUAGGGCCAAGUGUCAGGACAACUGUAGUGGCAAUGGGGUGUGCAAGAAUGACACUUGUGUGUGCUAUGAUGGUUGGCAGGGGCCCCAGUGUCAACACUGUGGGGGGAAAAUCAGAUUGGGCACUUCAACAGGAACAAUCCACGACGGAUUGGGCAAUUACACGUUGGGUUUGAAGUGUAGUUGGCUGGUGGACGCUCCUAACUCGUCGAUCACCCUCCACAUUGAGGAGUUCGCGACCGAAUGCGGCUGGGAUCACCUCUACAUCUUCGACGGGGACAGCGUCGAAUCGCCUCUGCUGGCCGUCUUCAGCGGCCUCAUGUACAAGGACAGUUACAGCAUCCGUCGCAUUCCCGAAGUGGUGGCACACAGCGGCUCCGCCCUAGUCCACUUCUUCAGCGACGACGCGUACAACAUGUCCGGCUUCAAUAUCACCUACCGUCUCAACGCCUGUCCCUCAACGGUGUCCGGACAGAAUUGUUCGGGACGCGGGGCCUGCAUCGACGGCGUGUGUACCUGUGACGGCCUUUACGACGGCGCCGCCUGUCAACUGGAAAAAUGCCCCGGCGGCUGCGGUGCCGCCGAAGGACGAGGUCUCUGUACCCCGGAAAAGGGAUGCGAAUGCAUCGGAGAUUACAGAGGUGCCGACUGCGCCCAAACCAGAGACGGGGGCUACUGGGAAACGGUACAGCCCCGGGCCUUCGUCCCGCCUGGAUCUGCCUCUCACGGUGCUGCCGUUUGGAAGGAUUCGAUGUACGUGAUGGGCGGGGAGAGUUACAACAGGGGAUUUGUCCUUAAUGUCUACGAUUUUAAUGGAAACGUUUGGGAGACAAAGAACGUUCCGGUCGGACCCUCGCCCCGUUACGGACACUCGACAGUCAUCUACGGAGACAAGAUUUUCCUGUACGGCGGCGUACUGGGCAAUCGUGGACCGACUGCUGAAAUAUGGGCGUACGACAUCAGCGCCCUGACGUGGGAAAACAUCACGGUGAAGUCGGAGGUUUGCGGAGGUGUACCGCCCGUUUUGUGCGGUCCCUUGAAAUCGGCAGGUCACACGGCUACUGUUAUUAACUCAGCGAAUAUGAAGGACGAUCGCAUGGUUGUGAUUUUCGGACAUUCGCCGCAGCUUGGCUAUUUGAACACGGUUCAGGAAUAUAAUUUUGGAACUAGAGAGUGGCAUGUCAUCAACAAUACAACCGGAUAUCCAGUUAAAGGUGGUUAUGGACACACUGCCAGCUGGGACCCGCUAACAUCCAAGAUCUAUGUCUACGGAGGUAUCGUGUCUGAAAACGACGCCACUAGCGUCCUUAGUCGCAGUUUAUAUUCCUAUGAACCAAACAAAAGAAUAUGGACCUCUUUGGCUGACGCACCCUCAUCCCGUUUCCUUCACACAGCCACCUUUGUUUCACCCGGAUUAAUGUUGGUGUUCGGCGGCAACACACACAACGACACUCACCAAAAUUUCGGGUCCAAGUGUUACAGCUCCGAGUUGCUGGCUUACGAUGUUAAAUGUAACAGCUGGCAGGUGAUGCAAGUUCCCGACGACAUUCACGCCGAUCUUGCCAGGUUUGGUCACUCGGCCAGUGUUUUCGCCGGUUCGUUGUAUAUUUACGGCGGCUUCAACGGUCAAAUGUUGUCUGACAUGUUGAAAUACACACCCGGUGACUGCACAAGCAAAAAUUUCAACACUGAAAACCAGUGUCUGAACGCCAGACCCGGAGUAAAGUGUAUUUGGGACGUGCGAAACGCAUCCUGCACACCCAUACACAAACAACGCGACACCAAAGACACAUUCUCCGAACCCAACUAUCAAAUUUGCCCAAUACUCAACAGGUCGUCAAUUCAACAAAACAUCAUCCAAAACACGGACAAGUGCAGCAAGAUGGACGACUGCGUGAGCUGCGUACAAACGACCAGCAACUGCGUGUGGUGCGGCACCACCUGCACCUACCACUCCAAGUGCAAGAACAGCUCCGAGCCCGUCGCCACCACAAUGGAGAACUGUUCCGUGGAUUACGCGUCGAUCUGCAAACAGCUCCACUCUUGCACCGCCUGCACGUCGAAACCGUUCUGCCGGUGGCGUUUCGAACAGAACAAGUGCAUGCCCGCUCAUCCGGUGCAUCCGAACUCCACGCACGUCGAGUCGUCGGUGACGGACGCCAGCCAAUGUCAGAAAGUAUGUUCGGACUACACGUCCUGCACGAACUGCACGCAAGAGGAAUGCAUCUGGUGUCAGAACGAGGGCAGGUGCGUCGACAAGAACGCCUACACGUCCAGUUUCCCUUACGGGCAGUGCAGGGAGUGGACGACGGAGGGGGAGAAGUGCAGGACGAACGGGAGCAGAGAGAACUCGCAAUGUGGCUCCUAUCCGACUUGUGCUAAGUGCAGGGACGAUCCCGCUUGCGGAUGGUGCGACGACGGGUCGAAAACUGGACUGGGGACGUGCAUGCCCGGGGGAUACGCCGGACCCACGCUUCACAUUCAAUCUCUACCAUCGAGUACUUGCCCGCCGAAACGAUGGCACUUCACGAACUGCCCCCUGUGCCAGUGCAACGGACACUCGAAUUGUACGCAAGCAGGUGUGUGCCGUGAUUGUGCCGACCUGACCACAGGUCCCAAUUGCGAGAAGUGCCUACGAGGCUAUUGGGGUAACCCGGUGAACGGGGGGCGUUGUCAGCCCUGCGAAUGCAACAGUCAGGCCACCCAGUGCGAUCCCGAAACCGGGAAAUGCUACUGUACCACCAAAGGUCUGGUCGGAGACCAUUGCGAGAAAUGCGACACCGCCAACCACUAUCACUCCGAUCCCAUUAACAAGGAGUCCUGUUAUUAUGACCUUACAAUCGACUACCAGUUUACAUUUAACCUUUCGAAAAAGGAGGACCGCCACUACACGCAGAUUAACUUCAGGAAUUCGCCCAGCAAGGCGGACAUCGAUGUGGACUUUUCGAUCACCUGUUCCGUUCUGGCCAAGAUGAAUAUUACGAUUCGAAGAGGCAACUCGAAGGAGGAGAAGGCCAUUUAUCUGGACCACAACUGCACAACGUUCAAGGCCCGGUUUUCUAAGUCCGAGUAUAACUUCGGCAUCGAGGAUAACGUGACGUUGACGACGUUCUACGUCUAUGUUUAUGAUUUUCAGCCGCCACUCUGGAUACAGAUCUCGUUCUCGCAGUUCUCCAAGCUUAACUUACCGCAGUUUUUCAUAACGUUUUCAUCCUGUUUCCUGGCUUUGCUGGUGUGUGCGGCCAUUUCAUGGAAGAUCAAGCAACGCUUCGACAUGUACCGACGUCGUCAGCGUCUGUUCGUCGAGAUGGAACAGAUGGCGUCGCGUCCCUUCUCCCAAGUGCUGGUUGAGCUGGAGGUGAACGAGCUGCCCGAAUCCGAUAACCCGAUAUCGGUGGUGGAGGGUACGCGCAGGAACAAGAGAGACGCACCCAGUCCGAUAGCCCUGGAACCCUGUUACGGUAACCGUGCGGCAGUGCUUAGUCUGUUGGUCCGUCUGCCGACGGGCGGGGAACCGUACACCGCGAAGGGCCAGUCGGCCGGUCUGGCUAUAGCCAGCGCUCUGGUGACGCUCGGCAAUCCUCGCAAGAUGAGCAUAGAUCAGGUGAAAACGGACACGAAGACCGGUAAGUCGCGCAAGUCGCAGAGCCAGCAUCCGGACAGCUGUUUGUAAGUGUCGAGAGCGGUCGGAUUCGUGUGAUACCUGUACACGUCCACGAUGACGGUCUGCGCACGCGCGACGGACGCCGUCCACCUGAUACUUAUGAGUACCGUUUUAACUAGAUAUAAGGCCAUAGGUUAUAUUGAUUACACUGCGUAAGUCGAAUUGUGGAUGUGUCCGUCCGGGUUUCGCCCGACGGCGUCCGUCCACGGCGCAGAGUGUCCACCCGUUGCGGAUUGGAGUCAAAUCAAAAUGUAUAUUACGCUGUACAUAAUAAGAUUAAAAUGAUUAUUUAAGCAUAGAACAUGAUGAUUAAGGAUGCGCAUUGUUUCGGUGAUUUUUGACUGAACAUUUUAUUUGUAUAUAUUGAUUUUUUUACUUGUAACAACCUGGUUAUUAUAGACUUAGUGCUUAUUGAACGUAGUAGCAAAUUAAUCCUGGAUAAAUAUAGGAAUAAAGGACCUAAAUCUGAUGUAACUUGUGGUGAUUUUUGUCUCAGCUUGACCCAGUUUAACAUAUUGACAGGACAACGAGCUAGUCAAGUUUUAAAUGCUAAUAUUCGUAGAGCAUUCAAAACCCCUGGUAUUGGUAUCACACGAAAUCACAACGGGGCGUGACCACUAUCAUUUAUAUCUCUAUGUGUCGUAGUAGUACACUAAAAAUUGUGAUACAGUAAUUUCCAGAUAAUAAGUCAGCCAAGAAAAGAUUGUCCACACUAUAUAAUUCUAAUUUUUUACGUUAGUUAAUGUAAAAAUCGAUCUGAUUUAUUUCAAUUAUUUUAUACUUGUUAUCUUUUUCGUUACGAUUAGUUCUUUGUUUAAAACAGUUCAAUCAAACUCGUUAGAAACUAUGACAAGAUAAAGAGUAUAAGGAUUACUGAUAAUAAAAAAUGAAACAAAAUAAUUUCAGUUAGAUAAAUAUUGUCUAAGUAUUUUGUUUCAUUUUUUGUUGAUCAGAGCUCGUGUUUGUCGAAAAUGUUGAAUAGAUUAAUAAUUUUCGAAGUGUUAAGCAAUAUAACGAGAUUUAGCAAUAUUAAGCAAGCUCAUUCACUGUUUAAUUUUGUUUUUUCUCGUAGUACAUUUUAAGAUGCAAAUUUUAUUUUCAUAUUUUAUUAGUUGGAGUAUGCUUGUGAACUCUUGUAUAAUUUGUGAGACUGAAUAUUAUUUAUUCUUUUAUAUCAUGUUGGUUUUUAGUAGAUUAUUUUGGAAGGCCUGUUGCUGAUAUUAAACAUAAAGGAUUGUUUUUAAUGUUUAAACGUUUUUAAAUGAAUGUUUUUCCCUAGUGUCUGAAAUAUAUCGCUCCAGUUACAGCGUCGGACAUUUUUGCACGGAGAGCGCUAAAGUAGAUGUUUUUGUAAUUCCCAAAUACUCACAUUCCUGCAAAGUGUCCGUCUUAAAACUAAGUCCAAUAAUUUGUUUGGUAGUGGGAAGAUAAAUAAUUUUUAAUAAACGUACUGAUAUGGAUCACUAGUCCCUAACAUUAUGAUCCUGAUCUCAUAAAGUUGUUGUUAACAUAAUUUUUCUUUAAAUCUAUGUGUAACCCUGUACUUGCAAUUAACAAAGACAUCUCAUAAGACUUGUACGACUGUAACGAACAGAUUUAACACAAAGACGAGGUCUUUUUCAAAUUAGAGGUCUUUCACCCGAUAUUUUGAAGUUUAUUCUAUUCCUUUACUGCCAUGUACCUAUGUUCAUUAUUUCUAAAUGUAAAUAUAUCAUUAGUUUUA
Molecule: messenger RNA, 5863 nt
Organism: Aethina tumida (small hive beetle)
Lineage: Eukaryota; Metazoa; Arthropoda; Insecta; Coleoptera; Nitidulidae
Gene: dsd
Product: attractin-like protein 1
Exons: 11
Coding region: 361-4149 (1262 amino acids)
Cellular component (GO): Golgi apparatus
Molecular function (GO): protein binding
Source: RefSeq, a predicted model, not a curated record